AUGGACAUGGACGACUCGGGCGGCGGCGUGUUCACGGCGUCGUCGUCGUCCUCGUCGCGGCUGACCUCCGCGUCGUCCUUGUAUUCGUACUCGUACUCUUCCUCCCCCUCCACGCCCGCUCGCUCCUCCGCCGUCUCGUGCUCGCUGUCGCUGACGGCCUCGGGGGCGCUAUCUCCGGCGCCGCCGCCGGUGAGGCAGCACGCGAAGGGGUCGUCGUCGACGACGUCACCGGCGGCCGGUGCGGCGGCCGUGGUGGUGCUGUGCCUUCUCUUGGUGGUGUUGUGCGGCCGGGUCGGGGCCACGCUGUUCACGCCCACGUCGCUCUACCUCUUCCCGCGGCGGUGCCCGGCGAAAGCUCAUAGGGACGACAACCUGGACUCUCGCUCGAGUGCGACGCAGAGGAGGAGACGGCCAUGA
Molecule: messenger RNA, 417 nt
Organism: Miscanthus lutarioriparius
Lineage: Eukaryota; Viridiplantae; Streptophyta; Magnoliopsida; Poales; Poaceae
Source: the annotation of a GenBank genome assembly